AGUUUCCCCCUUUGUCUCUCCUUCCCUGCCUCAUUCCCUUUUCUCCUUCCCAAAGGCAACCACUGUUCAGAGGAUCCGCCGGUUUGUUGCAUUAGCAUCUGGGAUAAAUGAAUGACUGGAGCUCCGUGAGGUAUGUAUUACUGGCAGCCUUUUCCAGAUGAGGAAGAAGAGGCCUAGAAGCAUGAAGUAGCUCGCCCAGGUGACCCAGUGAGACUUCUGGUUAAAUGUGGCAGGUUGAAUGCACUAGUUUACCACUACUCCUUCCUGAAAUUCUGCUAAAACAUCACAUUCAAGAGAUUUUUUUAAUGACUGUAGAACAACCGCAAUAAGAAGAGGACAGUAAACAAUAGCAAUAAAAUCUGCAGAGCUGAAACGAGAUGGACAUGUGUCAGUUUAACAGACCAGAGAAUGGUAUGUUGUAGCAGACAGUGAAAGAAGCUUGAAGUAUGAAGAAUCCUCUGAAAAUGGUACAGAUGGGGCUAACUAUAGGAUUUGUCGAAAAUUUGCACAGAUCCUCUUUCAUCCUAGCAGAAGACUAGACAUUGGUUCCCUGGAGCUGCUGGCUUUGGGCAGUUGCACAGCUGAGGAGAGGGCACUACGCUACACUGGGGAUUGAGCUAUAAUCUAUAUGCUGAAUGAUGAGACCAGCGGCCCCUCCACCACCCUGCUCCAAGAGCACUGGCAGCCAGGUUGAUACCUUCCAGGCAGGAGGCUGUAGGAUUCCUUUCUGGGGAAGAUGACCGGCUCAGGACAUAGAACUUAAAGAUGCUGAGGGUUAAGAGUCCCCACUGGAAGUGCCCCAUCAAAACAACAGGAGCUUGGGAAGAGACAGGCAGUCUAGCUAGCAGAAGGAAACAACCCUUGGGCAACAACAUCAAGGUCCUGUGAUCAGUUGAUCACCAGAGAAUACAUACUCAAGCACAGGAGUUUGUAAUAAGGGAAUAUUCAGAAAACAGAAAUAAUCCUUGGACUUCAAAGUUUAAGAGCAGAAAGAAAAAGAGAAGAUGAAGUUAAGGAAAUCACCCAGAAAGUAGAACAAUAACAACAUACAAGAGAUGGAAAAUAGACAUAAUAAAAUGAUAGGAUCCUUCCAGACAGUCUAACAUCUGAAUAAUAGGAAUUCCGUAGAGAUGGAGCAGAGAUUAUAGAGGGGAGAAAAGUGUCAAAGACAUAAUUUGAGAAAUUUCCCCAUAUCUGAAAGACACAAAUGUACAGACAGAAAAGGUCCACGGAGCACCAAGCACAAUGCAUGAAUAUAGAUCCACACGAGGCAUGUAAUGGUGAAAUUUCAGACCACUAGGGGCAAAGAGGAGACCCUAUAAUCUUCCGGGGGGGGAAGGGGAUAUUAGGAAUGAGAAUAGUGUCGGACUUCUUAAGAAAAACAAAAUAUAAACUAGAAAAUCUGGACUAAUGCCUUCGAAAUUCAGAGAGAGAAUUACUUCUCCAUACCUAGAAUUCUGUACAUAUCCAAAACACCAAGACAACUUCAGAAAUGCCAGAUCCUCAGAGGGCAGACAGCAGAAGUAGGAAGAACUACAAUCCUGCAGCCUGUGGAACAAAAACCACAUUCACAGAAAGGUAGACAAGAUGAAAAGGCAGAGGGCUAUGUACCAGAUGAAGGAACAAGAUAAAACCCCAGAGAAACAACUAAAUGAAGUGGAGAUAGGCAACCGUCCAGACUAAGAAUUCAGAAUAAUGAUAGUGAACAUGAUCCAGCACCUCGGAAAAAGAAUGGAGGCAAAGAUCAAGAAGAUGCAAGAAGUGUUUAACAAAGACCUAGAAGAAUUAAAGAACAAACAAACAGAGGUGAACAAUACAAUAACUGAAAUGAAAACUACACUAGAAGGAAUCAAUAGCAGAAUAACUGAGGCAGAAGAACGGAUAAGUGACCUGGAAGACAGAGUGGUGGAACUCACUGUCAUGGAACAGAAUAAAGAUAAAAGAAGGAAAAGAAAUGAAGACAGCCUAAGACACCUCUGGGACAACAUUGAACGCAACAACGUUCACAUUAUAGGGGCCCCAGAAGGAGAAGAGAGAGAGAGAGGACCCAAGAAAAUAUUUGUAGAGAUUAUAGUCGAAAACUUCUCAAACAUGGGAAAGGAAAUAGCCACCCAAGUCCAGGAAGUGGAGAGAGUCCCAGGCAGGAUAAACCCAAGGAGGAACACGCUGAGACACAUAGUAAUCAAAUUGACAAAAAUUAAAGACAAAGAAAAAUUAUUGAAAGCAACAAGGGAAAAAACGACAAAUAACAUACAAGGGAACUCCCAUAAGGUUAACAGCUGAUUUCUCAGCAGAAACUCUACAAGCCAGAAGGGAGUGGCCUGUUGUAUUUAAAGUGAUGAAGAACCUACAACCAAGAUUACUCUACCCAGCAAGGAUCUCAUUCAGACUUGAUGAAGAAAUCAAAAGCUUUAGAACUUCUCUAAGUGGGGAACACAAGAGAAGAAAAGGACCUACAAAAACAAACCCAUAACAAUUAAGAAAAUGGUAAUAGGAGCAUACAUAUCGAUAAUUUCCUUAAACGUGAAUGGAUUCAAUGCUCCAACCAAAAGACACAGGCUCGCUGAAUGGAUACAAAAACAAGACCCAUCUAUAUGCUGUCUACAAGAGACCUACUUCAGACCUAGGGACACAAACAGACUGAAAGUGAGGGGAUGGAAAAAGAUAUUCCAUGCAAAUGGAAAUCAAAAGAAAGCUGGAGUAGCAAUACUCAUAUCAGACAAAAUAGCCUUUAAAAUAAAGAAUGUUACAAGAGACAAGGAAGUAUGCUACAUAAUGAUCAAGGGAUCAAUCCAAGAAGAAGAUAUAACAGUUAUAUAUGUACCCACCAUAGGAGCACCUUAAUACGUAAGGCAAAUGCUAACAGCCAUAAAAGAGGAAAUCGACAGUAACACAAUAAUGGGGACUUCAACACCUCAAUUAUGCCUAUGGACAGAUCAUCCAAACAGAAAAUUAAUAAGGAAACACAAGCUUUAAAUAACACAAAAGACCAGAUAGAUUUAAUUGAUGUUCAUAGGACAUUCCAUCCAAAAACAGAAGAUUACACUUUCUUCUCAAGUGUGCACGGAACAUUCUCCAGGAUAGAUCACAUCUCGGGUCACAAAUCAAGCCUUAGUAAAUUUAAGAAAAUUGAAAUCAUAUCAAGCAUCUUUUUUGGCCACAACACUAUGAGAUUAGAAAUCAAUUACAGGGAAAAAAACGUAAAAAACACAAACACAUGGAGGCUAAACAAUAUGUUACUAAAUAACCAAGAGAUCACUGAAGAAAUCAAAGAGGAAAUCAAAAAAUACCUAGAGACAAAUUACAACGAAAACAUGAUCCAAAACCUAUGGGAUACAGCAAAAGCAGUUCUAAGAGGGAAGUUUAUAGCAAUACAAGCCUACCUCAAAAAACAAGAAAAAUCUCAAACAAUCUAAAAAAAAAAAAGCCAAAUCUUGAAAAAUUUAAUUCCUUUUUACCCUUGGUGGUUCCAAAAUUGGAAGAUUAUCCUAGGAAGAGGAAGACUUAAAGUAAGCUGGUGAUCCAUCCCAGGAAACAUACCUGGAGAAUCGCCCAGGACAAAGGUAAGAGGAGACCCAGAGUGGCGCUGUGGGACUGGCCUGGAGAACCACCAGUCCAGGCAAGUGCAGGAGUAUGGAGGGCUCUUCCAGGAAGUCGGGUGGGAGCUGUCUCCAGAAAAAGAUGCCAUUGGUACAGGACCAAAUGAAUUUUAUCGUACUGAGAGACUGCUACUUUUGAAGGAAAGUUAGUGAUGAGUUAGUAAUAAGUACGUAAAAAGUUAAAUGAAGAAAAGUGACAAUUGUUAACUCCAGGAAAAACACAAAGUUGUCUAAGAAAGAAGGUAUUACUAUAUAUCGUGCACUUUAUGGUCUAAUAAUCACAUGGCCAUAGGGUAUAAGCACUGAAUAUUGAUUUAACCAAAAUUAUAAUAUGGCUCUAUUUGGAGAAUGGAGGAGGGGAAGUGGGCAGGGAGAUUUAAGAGACCAAAACCUCUUUCCAUUUGGAAAACCAAUAGAUAAGAUCUAAAAUUUAAACAGAAUCUAGAUAUAGCCAUGUAAGUGUCGUGUUUGAAUAUACAGAGAUAAAUAUCAGAGUAAGUAGCUAAAAGCAGCUGUGUCUAGAGAGUGGGAAUCAGGGUGUAGAAGAUGGAGCAGGAGAAUGCUCAUUUUUGUUAAAAAGCUUGUAGAACCACUGGACUUUCAAAACCAUGGAUAUGUAUAACUUUAAAUUCUUUUUAAUGAAGUCAACAGCAAGUAGUUGCAGAAUCACUAUCUGAACCCGAUUCUGUCUGAAGCCAAUCCCAAUUUUUCCUCUCAAGAUAAAUUCUUUGUACUUAUUUGCCUCUGGACUUUGAUUUUCUUUAGAGUUUGUUUGUACAAUUGAUCCAAUAAUCUACAAAAUCCAGGAGCAUAUGGGCUGGGGUAAUCCCACGGGGAUUACCAUAAGUGACAAGGAGAACUUGUUUUGGGGUAGGAGGGAUGUCUCACAGAGCCAGAGGGCAGGGAACUUGAAGCAGGGACUGGGGCACCACAGGGAACCCUGAAAGUUCUUUCUCUCCUUUGCUUCUAUAUGCUCCCCUGCCUGUGUCUGCUUUGUUUAUCUGAUUCCCAGUUCACAGGCGAGGAAAUAGCCCCUCAUAGCCCCUCAGUCUGCACCUGAGGGGAGCGCUUGGUAGGGGAUGAGAUAAACCCAAUUUGAAUGCCAAGUUCUGGAAAGUCAGAAGGGAGGCCCCAGUGGGAAAUACAUGCUCUUUUAGGAGCUUGAAAGGGGUCAUCUAAUGAAUGGCGUUUAGGGCCCUGGACCCUGUUUGCCCCAAGCGGCCUGCUGGUCCUGGGAUGUCCCUGCAGAUCCCAGGCGUCAGCAGGCAGCCAUGCCCUGCAUGGGUGGCUGGACUGGGGGAGCUGUAGGGAUGUCUGCAGAGAAGUCAUUUACUUGUGUUGGAACAAACACAGGGCUUAAGCAGCAGAAAUGGCACUGACUUGGGGUUUGAGGAAGGCAUCCCAAUUCAAGCUCCUUCUUUGAUUAGCUGUAUAGCCACUAGCCCCAAUGGGCUAUUGAGAGCUUGAAGUGUAGCUAGUCUGAGAGCUUGAAAUAUGCUCUGAGUGUAAAAUGCACACUGGAUUUUGAAGACUUAGUAUCCCCAUAAUACAAAAUAUCUCAUUACUAUUUUAUUCUUAUUAAUGGUAAUGUUAAUAUUAAUGGUGAAAUGGAUAAUAUUUGGGGUAUAUUGGCUUCAAUAAAAUAUAUUAUUAAAAUGAAUUUCACCUUCCUUUUACUUUUUAAAAAUGUGACUCUUAGAAAAAUUAAAAAUUACUAAGACGGCUCACGUUAUAUUUCUAUUGGACAUCACCAAUCUAGACUCUAGACGUAACACAUUGCCUUUAUUGAAAAGAACAAAAUCACUCAGGCUUGGCAUCACUCUAGAAAGCUGGGGAGAGGUGUUUGUGCAAUCCUGAUGCCUUAGCUUCCAUUUAGUGUUAAACAGCACCUUGUUUUUCAGGGUCCCAAACCCUGGUAAAAUCCACAGCUGUCCCCUCUCUACUCUGCCUGUGACAAACCAGCCCUAACCACAGGAGACAAGGUGAGGACAGUGUUCCUGACAGAAGACUCAUGUACCCUUAGGGGCCUGCAGAAGUUCUCAGGGGACCUGAAGGCCAUUCCACUACUCUGGAAAGCCUGACGGAAAGAAAUUCUACAGCUUCCCAAGUACUGAUGCCUUGGCCAAUGAGAUCAGUGUUUCUUGGCUCGAGGCUUCUAGCAACCCAGCCAGGCAAGGUUGAUGGUCUCAACUAUCAGAAGCUCCACCUGGCAAUUAAUUGUAAGUCUCUCUGACUUAUGAAAAUGCUGAAAAGUUAAUUAUUCAUUAAGAUGUAAUGGGAUAGACGAAGUUUUUCCAAAUGUGCUAUUGUUAGAGAAUGAUACCCCUGGUGUCCCUGGUGAUGGAAAGUUUAGGAAGCUCUGACAGAAGUCAUUGUGUCCUUCAGGGUCCUGGUUCUUGCAUGUUUUGUUUCCACAUUUGGUUGGUAAGUGAUGGAAUUUCCCUUAACUUUCCUGCAGGGAUAUGUCCUUGGCACGUACAUCCCUCUGAAAUUCAUAGAAUUUUGAGAUUUGGGCGACUUCAGUUAUUUCUCCAUCUGGGAUGAUGAGCAACCUAUCAUCACGGUCAAAGCCCCACGACCAACCCCCAUGAUCAGCCCUCCUUACACCUCACCUUGGAAUGUACCAAGCUUUAAAUUAUCUCAUCACCAAGAACUAAGAGUGGUGACCACAAAUUCCACAAAUUCCUGCAGCUCUGCACACCACUGGCAUACCCACAGAACCAGUUCUCCAUGCUCCUUGGGACCACGGGCACCUGGGCCCUCCCAGUGCGCUACCAUCCCACUCUCCUCGACCUCCACCCUUGGGGAAGGCGGCAUUGAUCAGGAAUUAAGUGCGUGUGCUCAGGGGCAGGCUGCCCGGGCUGUGUCUCCACACCUUCCUUACAGCUUGUGAAACUGGGGCUGCCUGCCAGGCAUCACAGAGGUGCAUAAGGCAGCCCUAGCCUUGAGGAAUAGGGCUGCAAAGAAUGCUGAAUCGCUGGGAGAAGCACUGCAGCAGCAGUGAUGGAGGGGCGAAGCUGGGGAGAUAAGGAAGGGGCGAGAGGAGCAUGAGCAAAGGCACUGUGGUGGAUGCUGCAGGCUGCUGAGCACCGCUCUCUCACUCCCCCAGCGGCCGGGAGCAAUGGAUGCUGAUGGCUCAACGGACUUGCCCUUGGCUGGAGCGAGCUGCCUUGCCCAAUGUUAGGCUCCCUCCCCAGGGGAAGCCUGAAUCCAGGGAUUGGUCAUUAGUGCCAGCUUCCAUGCCGCCUUCCCAGAGGAGCCCUCCGUCUCUCUGCAGCUCAGCGCCUUGGAUUCCCUUGUCCUCUGCCCACUAGAGUGCUUUGGACACACUUCAAGUCUGGCUCCUCUCCCAGUAUAGGAGGCAAAUGUCUGCAGACUACGGCUGACCGUACCUCCUGAGAGUCCAGCGUCUGAGUCAAGUGGAAAGAAGGUUGAAAGAAGAGAGAAGUAUCGUGACCUGAGCAAUGGCGAACCCACCAUGAAACUCCCUCAGGGUGUUGUCUAUGGUGUGGUACGAAGAUCAGAUCAAAACCAGCAGAAAGAAAUGGUGGUGUAUGGGUGGACCACCAAUCAGCUGAAAGAAGAGAUGAACUACAUCAAAGACGUAAGAGCCACUUUGGAAAAUGUAAGGAAGCGAAUGUAUGGAGACUACGAUGAAAUGAGACAGAAGAUUCGACAGCUCACCCAGGAACUGUCAGUUUCACAGGCUCAGCAGGAUUAUCAGCAGAAUUACAUCCAAACCCAGUCGUCAGCCCUGGACAGUUUUAAUACGAUGAACUCGGCUUUGGUGUCGGACUCCAUCGGCCUGCAGAAAACCCUUGUGGAUGUUACCUUGGAGAAUAGCAACAUUAAGGCUCAAAUCAGAAAUCUGCAGCAGACAUAUGAAGCCUCCAUGGACAAGCUGCGGGAAAAGCAGAGGCAGUUAGAGGUAGCACAGGUUGAAAACCAGCUGCUGAAAAUGAAGGUGGAAUCCUCCCAAGAAGCCAACGCAGAGGUGAUGAGAGAGAUGACCAGGAAGCUGUACAGCCAGUACGAAGAAAGGCUGCACGAAGAGCAGCAGAGGCACAGUGCUGAGAGAGAGGCGCUCCUGGAAGAAACCAAUAGUUUUCUGAAAGCCAUUGAAGAAGCCAAUAAAAAGAUGCAAGUGGCAGAGAUCAGCCUAGAGGAGAAGGACCAGAGGAUCGGGGAGCUGGACAGGCUGAUUGAGCGCAUGGAGAAGGAACGCCAUCAACUUCAACUCCAGCUCCUGGAGCAUGAAACAGAAAUGUCAACGGAAAUUACCAAUUCUGACAAAGAAAGGUAUCAGCGGCUGGAGGAGGCAUCGGCCAGCCUCCGGGAGCGGAUCCGACACCUAGAUGACAUGGUGCAUUGCCAGCAGAAGAAAGUCAAGCAGAUGGUUGAGGAGAUUGAAUCACUAAAGAAAAAGGUGCAGCAGAAACAGCUCUUAAUAUUGCAGCUUUUAGAAAAGAUAUCGUUCUUAGAAGGAGAGAAUAAUGAACUACAAAGCAGGUUGGACUAUUUAAUAGAAACCCAGCCCAAGACUGAAGUGGAAACCAGAGAGGUUGGAGUGGGCUGUGAUCUUCUACCCAGCCAAACAGGUAGGACUCGUGAGAUCGCAGUGGCUUCCAGGAAUUAUACCCCAUACACACGAGUCCUGGAGUUAACCAUGAAGAAAACUCUGACUUAAGCACUUGGAGACGUGCACUUUUCACUGAUGGACAAAGGCCCUGGAACCCUGCGGCUUGAAGUCUGGAAAGGGUGACUGUUGCUUCGUCCUAUACACUGUUUAAGCUGCAGUGGAAACUGCUGAGGUUCUGAUCCACUUCUUAAACAUGAAGGAAAGUGGAGGGGGAGGGGGAAGGCAGGAGAGAGAGGUUUCAAGGUCAUAUUUCAAACACCCAACCAGUGUGUGUACCCUGCUGUACUGGGCCGUCAUUAGCUUUCCAUGCGGACACUGAGUCCUAUCAGGAGAAUUUCCUCACUAUUUUCUGUUUUACUAGACUUCGGCUGGGAGGAAAUAAGGCAUUACCUUGAAAUUUCAUGUUACUUAUUGCCAGGAUCAUUUGUUACAGCAUGAAGGUUUUAUUUACCCGUAGAAGUAUUAGAGGCGGUGUUUCUCUGCUACAGGGAAGCCUGUCCGCAGGAGUGCAGGCACAUGGGGAAAUGUGACGCUGGGAAGGAAGGGGCAGGUGCCGAGGACCUGUGCAGGGGUGUGGGAGCCUCGGCUGCAGCCGGUCCUCAUGUGGGCAGACACGCUUCAUUCUGACGUGCUAACCCCUUGGUUUACUUUGUGCCUUAUGCCUUUAAGGGGCCAGCUGAAAUCACUGUAUUUAUUCAACCUGUGAUUUAUUUUUUCUUUCUUUCUCACUUUAACUGAAAGAGAAUUUUAUAUGUUGUGGAAAUUUAAUCACUUAACGUUUUUGAUAUUAAUUGGUGUUUUUGUUAAAGGAAUGAGUGAUUUGUUCAAGCAUGCUCUACUUUGAUAUUAUAACCUAUGUCACAUGUUUAAUAAAUGCCAUAUAUUUUGUUCUA
Orcinus orca (killer whale) is the source of this 9131-nucleotide messenger RNA. RefSeq names its product myocardial zonula adherens protein (gene MYZAP). Gene Ontology annotation, biological process: intracellular signal transduction; maintenance of ER location. Lineage: Eukaryota; Metazoa; Chordata; Mammalia; Artiodactyla; Delphinidae. The coding region runs from base 7078 to 8286 and encodes 402 amino acids. The record is from RefSeq and is a predicted model, not a curated record. Gene Ontology annotation, cellular component: nuclear envelope; RNA polymerase II, holoenzyme; intracellular anatomical structure. The transcript is spliced from 16 exons.